Molecule: messenger RNA, 3577 nt
Organism: Corvus hawaiiensis (hawaiian crow)
Lineage: Eukaryota; Metazoa; Chordata; Aves; Passeriformes; Corvidae
Product: predicted GPI-anchored protein 58
Exons: 3
Coding region: 1-894 (297 amino acids)
Biological process (GO): apoptotic process; release of cytochrome c from mitochondria; DNA damage response
Source: RefSeq, a predicted model, not a curated record
AUGCCAGCCCUGCAGCACCACUGUCCCAGCUGCCUCCUGUCGGGCACCGACGGGGCUGAGGUUUCCUACACACAUGAUCGAAACCCUGUCCACCUCUCCUGGACCACCACCACCACAAGCACAGCCCAUCCUCCCAUCUCCUCCUGCCCCACACACCGCAUCCCUCCAGCCCUUUCCGCGCCGGCAGCGCAGGCGCUUCCCGGCCGGGGCUCCGCGUCGCCCGGGCACGCCACCGCCUGCCCGCCGGCCGCGGGGGGCGGGAUCCCCGCGCCUUUUCGCUACGUCAGGAACGGGGAAACCCCCGCCGGCCGGCAGCCGCCUUUUAGCGCCGCGCUCCGCCUCCGUGCCGGCAGAGCGCUGCUGCCACCGACGCGAGAGCGCCCUGAGCGCUCCGUGCCGAGCCGAGCCGAGCCGAACCUGGGCGCUCUGUGCCCCGCCGAACCGAGCCUGGGCGCUCCGUGCCCCGCAGCCCAGUGCCCCGCCGAGCCGAUCCUGGGCGCUCCGUGCCCCGCAGCUCCGUGCCCCGCCGAGCCGAUCCUGGGCGCUCCGUGCCCCGCAGCUCCGUGCCCCGCCGAGCCGAUCCUGGGCGCUCCGUGCCCCGCAGCUCCGUGCCCCGCCGAGCCGGGCCCCGCCGCCGCGAGGAUGCCUGGUCGGACCCUGCGCAAAGCCGCGCCUCCUGCCGCUCCUGCAGGGCGCGAGGCGGCGGCGGAGGAGUGCGCCCUGGAGCUGGCCCGCAUCGGCGACAGGUGGGACCUGCGGCAGAGGAUCCUGAACCUGCUCGCCAAGUUGUUCUGCCCCGGAACGUGGGCUGCCCACGGACACGGCGAGGGGAACGGAGGAGGAUCUUGGCUUUGUGGGUUUGGAAGAAGAGGCUCCACAGACAGUGGGAGAUGAAGAAACCUCAAAUCUGGUUGCAUUGUAUUGAGCUGCCCGUAGCCGCUGGAGGAUGGCUAUCACAUGAUUUGUCUGAAGAAUGUUACAGCAAUAUUGGCGUAUGAAUGCCAGGUGGGAAAUAAAGAUAACGACGGGCAGAGCCUCUCAACCGUGCAGCAGUGACUUAGGGCAAGCCGGUGACAUGGGGAGAUUUGGGGCAAGGCUGAACUUGCCCUUCACCAUGGUCUGAGAAGACUUUCAGGAACGCGGUUACCCCAGUCACCCUCUGGUCCUCAUGUCCCAUAACCCUGUUUCACCAAGGAGUUCGGGCCACCUCCUGGAUGAAGCCAAAAAAAGUGUCAGUGUGUUGGAACUUGGGAUCACAUACCACACAGGAAAAGCCAGUUGCUGGAUUUUUGACUGCUCCUCUUUUCUAAAGCAUGGAUCCUGCUGGACAGCGAUCUGGUGGCGGGACGUAAAAUUUAUUAAAGUAAACCACUAUCUUUAUUGAAAAGUUCUUUGUUGCAGGAUGUUGCUUUGCAGACUAAAAGUUGUAAUUCUAUGAAUUAACACAGUGUUGCAUAGUUCUAGCCUAUAUAAAUAUAUAGUAUAAGUUUAUAUAUAUAUAUAUAUAGUAUGUAUACGUAAAAUAUAAACGCGUGCACCGCUAGUGUAUGUCAUGAGUAUUUAACAGAACUAUUAAUCGAAAGCUGUUUGUUUAGUCUCAAAACACAGUACGAAAAAAUGUUCAAAACAUGACAAAACUCAAUAUAAAAAGGUAUAUAAACGAAAAAAACCUAUAAUAUUUUCUGAUGAUAAAGGAAAUAAAUCAUGCUUCAGAGAGGGAAGCAUAUUUUAGCAUUAUAUAAGAUAUAUAUCUGAAUAUAUAUUACACAAACACAGAUAUUGAGAUAAUUGUGGUGGAAGGAUUCUUUCAAUAUUACAAAGAAUUUCUUGAUAACGGUACAGUUCUGCUGUGUCUUUAUAAGUAACAAAAUAGCUUCAAUAGAAGUAGAUCUUAAAGUCGAAUCUCAAGUUUUGUUGAGAAUGUUAUUUAUUCAAAGAAAGCAACUACCUCUCUUUGAAGAAAUAAUAUCAAUAGAAUUGAGUGUUACAGCGGUACAAGAAAGUAGCCUUAUGAUUGCUAAAUUAUACUUACAGGCAGAGGUUCUUCCCUUGUACUUUAUUUCCAUUUCAUUUCGUGGCCUCCUCAUUUCAGUUCCAGAAUGGUGAAGCUGCUGCAGCACAUCCAGUGGAUGGUGAUGCAUCAUCACCACUGAGGAGUUACAUGGGUGUAACCCAUCUCACUGAGGGGAUAUUACCUUGGCUGGCUUCAGAGGACCUGAAUUAAACAUGUUGGUUGCAGUCAAGGCAAACAGUAACUCUACUAGUCAAUUCAUGUCAGGCUCCAUCCUAAACAGUAUUUUUCCUGGGUCCAAGAUAGCAAAAAAAGGACUGAAGCUGAUCCUGUUUCAUAGCUACCUCUAGGGUCACUGGUCAGAGUUCCUUCUCUUAACUUGUCUAUAAAUACAUUUGCAUUUUAUAAGACUGUAUAGUUACACUUUCUGUUAUUUGUGUCUAUUCAAAUUUUGUCUUCUCCUUUCUUGUGGUGGAUUCCUGUUGGUAUUUAUAGUUUAUUUUUCUGUUAUCUCUUCUUAAUCUGCCUUUGCAAAAUUAUCAUUACGUAACUCUGGUCACUCUCACAACCAACCGUGUAGGGGAUUUACAUAUUGACACUGACUUCUGUCACUGAGCAGAAGCUGACUGACUUUCCCUUCUUUCCACAUGGAAGACUUAACCCCAUCCAUCCCAGUGGUUUUACCGGGAGCUUUGCUGUUGGCUUGAGCCACAUGCAUGGUUCCCUUCCCCUCUAAGCUAGCUAGUACCUUUUCAGGGAGAACACAAUAUUUCAAGAAUAGUUGUUAUUUAUCUUAGUACUGCAUAGCAGUGUGUUUGGCUGACAUGUACAUAGGUCAGUUUUUCAGGUACUAAAAAGUAAAUGCAAAGAGUUUCAGAUCAGCAGAACACCAGCUCCCAGGCUAAACUUCAUCAAAGGCAGCUCCAGCUUCAUAAGAAGGGUUGCUAUUGUAUGUCCUGCAGUUGGUGGAAUCUUCAUCAAGGACACUGAAAAAUGACCAUGCCUGUCUGGAACUCUCAGGAAAAUUCAGCAUUAGCAGUCACAUUAGUAGCUGAAAAGUAUGUGAAUAAAACUCUUCUGUUCAAUGUAUGCUGCUUGGAAAUUCAACAGGAAAUAAGGUGUGGAUUUGUAGAGCCCACCCAGUUCUUCAGGAUGUAGCACAUAUGAAUAUUACAAAAAAAAAGUAUACUCAUAAAUGCAUUGUCAUGGGGAUAUCCAAGUUUAGUGUUAGCACACUCUUUGUCUGCCUAGAAAUGCAAAGACUAUUUGCUUUUUUUGCAAUGUUUUAGGUGUUUCGGUGCAUUGUUAAGAAUGGUAGUGUUCAACUGGAACUCAGGAAAAAGACACAGAUGCAAGAGGUCAGUGCCAGUACAUGACCAAGCACUUGCUGAUGUUCACCCUAGAUUUGUUGCUUCUGGGAAGGAUCUACUUUAUGACUUUAUCAAUGUGAGUUUGUUUUCCUUAAGGCCUGUUCUGGAUGUGUGCCAGAUGUGUUGCUGUAUGCCUCACGCACGUAUGUCUUGAAUUCUUGCUAAGAUAAUAAAUACAAAGUGUUUACAAGAAAAA